Molecule: messenger RNA, 875 nt
Organism: Labeo rohita (rohu)
Lineage: Eukaryota; Metazoa; Chordata; Actinopteri; Cypriniformes; Cyprinidae
Product: protein turtle-like
Exons: 5
Coding region: 53-733 (226 amino acids)
Source: RefSeq, a predicted model, not a curated record
AGCUAAAAGUGCAUGUGUUAAAACAGUCAGUCAUUUUGUUGCUGUUGAUCUGAUGAGCUUCAACACGAUAUAUUUGAUGCUGAUGUCGGUCAGAAUGGCUCCUCGUCUUCCUCUGAUCUUUCUGCUCAUGAUUCACGGAGUUUUUAGUGCUGGUUGGGGUGUGAAUUACAGUCAUUCACACAUCUGUGCACUAAAGAACUCAUCAGUGAUAAUGAGCUGCAAUUAUACAUACCCUACUGGAUAUAAGAUAGAGAAAGUGUUCUGGACCAAAAACCUUGGAAAGGGUGUAGAGUCUCCAGAUCUGUCUGAGGAUCCUGAAUACAGUCAGAGGCUUCAGUAUCUGGGAGAUAAACAGCAGAACUGCACCGUCAGACUGAAUCAUGUGACACAGAAAGAUGAACAUGAGUACUGUUUCAGAUUCAUCACUAAUGUAACAGAUGGAAAAUGGACUGGAGUUCCAGGAAUGAAUCUUACUGUCACAGAUCUUCAGGUGGAGUCUCCUGAGAGAGUGACAGAGGGAGAUUCAGUCCGUCUGACAUGUAACAGCAGCUGCACUCUGACUGACAGAGCAACAUUCAUCUGGUACAGAAACUCACAGCCAUUAACUGAGAGAAGAGACAGAAACAAUGAACUCCUGCUGCAGUCAGUCAGAAGAGAGGAUGCAGGCAGAUAUAGCUGUGCUCUACAUGGACACACUUACAUCUCUCCUGCUGUUCAUCUCAAUGUCACGUAGUGAUCUCUAUUGUGACGUGUCAAGGAGAGUUUCAGUUCAUGAUGAGCCUCUUUCUGAAGCUGAUACAGUCAAUGACGCUCCGUAUGCCAGUGUGAAACCCAACAGAUUCAGAGGAAAAACUCCUGAAUCCAGAGAUACUGAG